AUGGACGCUCUUGGCCUACCCACCCUUUUCCACCCUCCCAACUCUCCUGACCUCAAUCCCAUUGAGCAUGUAUUGGCAGAGCUCAAGCGGCGUCUCAAGUUGCUCCCAACCCGUCCUAGGAGUGUUUCUGAGCUCUGGGAGGCUGCACAGCACGUGUGGGAAGAGAUACCACAAGAUUUCAUAGACAAGUGUAUAGAUUCCAUGAAGGCCAGGAGGAAGGCCCUGAGGAGCAACUUUGGUGGCGCUACUCGCUAUUGA
This is a messenger RNA of Cutaneotrichosporon oleaginosum, 258 nucleotides long. The record is from RefSeq and is a predicted model, not a curated record. Lineage: Eukaryota; Fungi; Basidiomycota; Tremellomycetes; Trichosporonales; Trichosporonaceae.